UCAACUAGUACCAUUGUUCUGGAACAUGGGAGUGUGUCUAGGGGCUGGAUUGAAGAAAGGGAGCAAGUGAAUCAGGGGGAGACUUGGGAAGGAGGAGCGGAAGAUGAAAGCAGUCGAGUUACUGCUCUUACUUCACGUCUCCAGACUCAAAUGAAUCUGCAGCUGUGCUUCAUCAACAACAGUGAGAGUGAGGAUGAGGAUGAUGACAGAGAGGCUGGAAGAGAGACAUCUCAAGAGAUUGGAAUGGGUGGCCGUGGCCCUGUCAAACAGACUCCUUCCCUUUUGGCCAAUAACAUGGGAAAACCAACUGGACUGCAAAUUGAUCAUAAAGAGAAAAAGCGUCCUGUAUGCUGUGAAGCUGUGAAGGAGCAAAAGAGGCUGAACCAUGGUGACCUGCAGACCUUCAGCCUCAAGCAGCUGAACACACUAAGGGCCUCUCUCACCCAGGCUAUUCACGAUCUGAGCUCAGAGUUAGUGGGCCGACUCUUAACCCGUGACCAGCUGCGAACUGAGCAGGAUGCAAUGCUUCUGGAAGUGCAGGAUAUGACUACUCUGCGAUGUGAUGGUCAAAAGUCUCCAUGUAAUGUUACUCAAUGAAUUUUCUUGGGGACAAUGCUGUUGGAACUAUCCAAUACUGUGAAUUAUUUUGCUCAGAACAACUGUGACUAUAUUGCUAGGGAUCAUUGAGCGUGGUAUGAACAUUUUUUUUUGUUGAACACAAAAUGUUUUUUUGAGACAUUGUUUAUCUGGCCAGUGCCUCAGUGUUGAUGGUUACCAUAGCAUUGUAGUGACUGCUGCUAUUGUUGCCUGACAAACCAAUGAUAUUUUUUGCUGUCCUCCUUAUCCUUAAAAAAUAAUAGUACUAUCAAUAAUAUAUGAACUAUCAUUAUUUUGUAUAUCUUUCCUGACCUCGCGCCUGCAAGGAUGAGGUAAUAGGAUGGGAUUUGAGGUAAUCACUAUGGGACAUCACAGAUUUUGGGAUGAAAGGAAAAUGUGCCAUUAUGUGUUUUCUUUAUGUACUGGACCAUGUCCAAACUCUUUUACAUAAAAUAAACAUUUCAUUCUUUUUAUUA
Messenger RNA from Anguilla rostrata (American eel), 1073 nucleotides. Its product is annotated as schwannomin-interacting protein 1. Gene Ontology annotation, biological process: positive regulation of hippo signaling. Lineage: Eukaryota; Metazoa; Chordata; Actinopteri; Anguilliformes; Anguillidae. The transcript is spliced from 6 exons. The record is from RefSeq and is a predicted model, not a curated record. Gene Ontology annotation, cellular component: plasma membrane; cell junction. The coding region runs from base 151 to 597 and encodes 148 amino acids.